UUUUUUCACCCUCACCUCUUUCCUCUUCUUUCCACUCAAAUCCGAUUUCCCAAUUUCAUUUCAAACUUCGCUUUGCUUGCAUAAUUGCUUCCGUCGAUUGUAAGAUAUCUCCCACUUCACCUUGGAUAGGCCUUUGCCAAGAAAGCCAUCUCAUCUCCUGGGCUUAAGUACCGAGAUGAUUUUGGAUAGAUCUCUUACUCUGUCCCACCAGCAUCCUUCAGAAUAGUCUGGAAGAUGUCAACUUUUACCGCCUGGCAGGCUGAUCUGUUCCUUUUGGAGCAUUGGCAGAAAGAUUUGCCGGAAUCCGUUGAAGCCCAACGCGAGGAAAUAUUCGCUAAAUAUGUGGCACUUGGAGUCUGCGGCCGCGAGCCGUAUCGAAACCAGCAGCGAAAACUAGAGAAGAGGUCUGUUCGAGACCUUCCAGUACCUAGUCAAGAGCUAUUAAAUCGUAUCCGCCUACCUGCUGAGCGUUACUUGAACGAGGAUCCCUGCUGGCUCCGCACCUGCUACGACCCUUCUACAGAAGGCUCGUGGGCCCGAAUUCAAGAUUACAUCGAUACCAAGGUCGGCGGCUCAGUUACAGUUUUCAACGACUCAUUUUUGUAUAACUUUGGUUCCAGCUGGGAGAAGAUUUUUCUUCGUGUCCCACAGCUACUGGAUAAUACUUGUUUGUUUGAAGAAUAUGAAGAGAAUGUCCAGGAGGCCCUAGAAGAGGGACUUGAAUCCGACGAGACGGAUCCCCAUCGUGCCGAGGAAAGCGGCUAUGACCCAGAGGAGGAUGGCAACCCUUGGAUUUGCUUUUUUUCGGAGUACCUCUUCCGUUUAGCGGCGGGACACAUCCACAUCGUUGAUGAAAAAACGUUGGCCUCAGAAGGCGCUGACGCAGGGACUGUCCUCAUCAUCUGGUACGACGAGUGUGGACGAGCAAUCCGUUACUAUCGCGAGGAAGCGAUGCACGCAGCCGAAAUUGCGAAUCUCGACCCUUGUUAUCUCAAGGAACGUGCGUGCUGGAAUAAUGCGGAGAUUGGCGAAUCCUAUAAGUGGGGUGCACCCUUAGGGCCUCCCUAUAGCUUGGAUGAAAGCCGCGGUGAAACCUCUGAGUAGGAGAUUUUGUCUCGUGGGGCUCACCUGAAAUACAACGAUUUUUAGCUUCAAUUUGCACAAUCAAAG
Molecule: messenger RNA, 1170 nt
Organism: Aspergillus eucalypticola CBS 122712
Lineage: Eukaryota; Fungi; Ascomycota; Eurotiomycetes; Eurotiales; Aspergillaceae
Exons: 3
Coding region: 235-1104 (289 amino acids)
Source: RefSeq, a predicted model, not a curated record